Porites evermanni is the source of this 1221-nucleotide messenger RNA. Lineage: Eukaryota; Metazoa; Cnidaria; Anthozoa; Scleractinia; Poritidae. The record is from the annotation of a GenBank genome assembly.
UUUCCUAGCACAGCCUCUUCAUCACUGGAAGACCAUGAAAACAAUUCAGGAUCCACUUCCUACAGGAAAUUAAAAGUUACUCUGUUAAGCAGUGAAUGGAGAUCAACAAAAGGAGACGUGUCAACCAUCAACCGAGAGCUUGCCAUUCAGUUGGCGAAACACCCCAGCGUGGAGGUCAGUGUUUAUCUUCCUCAGUGCAGUGAAGAGGAUAAACAAGAUGCCGCAAGUUACAAUGCCCUUCUUAUUAAAGCAGAAGCAAUGCCAUGUUAUGAAAACCCAAUUGACUGGUUGUCUUAUCUACCUGAAGGCCAUGCUGUGGACUGUGUGGUAGGAUAUGGGGCUGUUCUUGGUCGGCAAGUACAGUUUAUCAAACGUUAUCAUAAGUGCAAGUGGAUACAGAUUGUUCACACAGCUCCUGAGGAGCUGGAUAUGUACAGGUCCCAUGCUAUUUUAAGAGCUGAGAAAUUGCACCAGGAUGAGGUGAAACUCUGUGAAAAAGCUGAUCAAGUUGUAGCAGUUGGACCCAAGUUGGCUGAUGUUUUCAGACAUGAUCUCCGUUCUUGUGGAAAGGAUCAAGAUGUUCUCGAGCUUACCACAGGCAUCUUCUCUGAAUUUUCUGAUGUGAUGCAAGCCACUGAAGAAAGAAAAACGUUUAGUGUUUUGAUGUUUGGACCUGAUGACAAUGGAGAUUUUAAACUAAAUGGAUAUGACAUCGCUGCUCGCGCUAUUGCUGAGUUGAAAGACGAGCCACAACCCUACAAACUCUUUUUUGUUGGUGCACCACGUGGAGAAGAGGAGAAAGUAAGAUAUUUGUUACUCCAGCAAGGCAUUGAUCGACGUCAACUAACUGUACGUUGCUUUUGUGAAAGCAGGGAGAAACUUGCUCGGUUGUUUUGUGAAGUAGAUCUUGCUAUAAUGCCUUCGCGAACUGAGGGCUUUGGUCUAGCUACCCUUGAGGCUUUAUCUGCUGGUCUGCCUGUGCUGGUCAGUGGGAACUCUGGUCUUGGCGAGGCUUUGAAGAAAGUUCCUUAUGGUUUAAGCUUUGUUGUGGAGUCAGAAGAUCCUAGAGAUUGGGCCCGGGCAAUCAAAGCUGUCCGUCACAAAGACAGGAAGAUGCGUCUUAAAGAGAUUGAAAAAACACGUGAAGCUUAUGCGGGAGAGUACAGCUGGGAGGAACAGUGUGACAAACUUGUAGAAAGGAUGUCAAAUAUCACCUCAGGA